UAUGUAGAGUUUUGUUUUCAAAAAGUGGGUCUUGGUUCUACUCAUGUGGUGACUCUCUUGGAUAAGUUAAAGCUUCUUUACAAAGAAUAUGAGAGAGCAUCAAAUGAUAUAUGCAUGACCAGUAGUAGUUCGGAAGAGGCCUUUGGAGAUGUUCGUGAUGAUGAGAUGCUUGAGUUUGAACAGUUUGAGAGCCAAGUAGUUUCAGUCAGUAGGACCAAGUCUGAAUUAGAAGAGUAUUUAGAUGAAAAGAUACUUUCUUGGAAGAAAAAUGAGAAACUGAAUGUUCUUGAAUAUUGGAAAGUAGAAUCUGAGAAGCGUCCUCAAUUAUCCAUGAUGGCUCGUGAUAUACUCAGUAUCCCUAUUACUUCAGUGGCCUCUGAAUCUGCUUUCAGCAUAGCUGGUCGUGUGCUUGAUAAGUACCGUAAUCGUCUUCUUCCGGAAAAUGCCGAAGCUCAAAUAUGCCUUGGUUCUUGGUUAGAGGAGGUUCCUUCUUUGGAAGAUAUUGAAGAAGGACAUCUGUUGGUGCAUGAUUUUAGUGAUAUUCAAAAUUUUGAAUCUGAAGGAGGGUGGUGAAGUGCUUGUUAGAAGAUUUGUCAUCUAUUAAGUUUGAGAUGCUUGAGUUAUACUGCACAAACCUGCAAUUAAGAGCUUAAUUAAUUUGGACUAUACAAGGUCUCUGCUUGUAGAAGACUCUCAGGGGUGUUUAGAUCAAACAGGUUUGCUUUUUUCUCUUUAAUUACUAGCUCAUUCAAGCAUUCCCUUACCUGCUUUUUUCAGACUUGCAUCAGUUGUGUCCGCAUAUAGCGCUGAUUGUGUUUGU
This is a messenger RNA of Asparagus officinalis (garden asparagus), 820 nucleotides long. Its product is annotated as zinc finger BED domain-containing protein RICESLEEPER 2-like. Lineage: Eukaryota; Viridiplantae; Streptophyta; Magnoliopsida; Asparagales; Asparagaceae. The transcript has 3 exons. The record is from RefSeq and is a predicted model, not a curated record. Gene Ontology annotation, molecular function: protein dimerization activity. The coding region runs from base 115 to 573 and encodes 152 amino acids.